UAACAAGCCCAUGACAAAUACAAUUCUAAACCCAAUUUAACCUUGCGCUCCCCCUCCGAUGUUCGAAGGUCACUGCCUCCCCGUUCCACUGCAACACUGAAAGCUCCUAAAACCCAGCAGGAAUCCAAAUCCCUCAAAUAUUCACCAAAGUUCUCAACUUUCGAACAUUACAUGACAAGGUUAUGGUUCUAAACCUUAUUUUCUGGGAACUUAAGCUGUUUCUGACCCUGUUAUUUGAUUUGAAGAACACAAAAUUCACGUGGGGUGUUGUUUUUUGUCUGUUGAGAAGAGUGUAAGCGAGUGUACCAUUGUUCAAUAUGCCUUCUGAGGACAGUUUAAGACAGAAGCUUAAAAAGAGGACUAAACAUGUAGUAAGCAUUCCAAGAAACUCUUUGAGAACUAAGAAGGAUGAAAUUUCUUUUGAGAGAAAUGGGUUUUUUGGCAGAGGAAACGAGACCGAGGGAAAGUUGAAGAAAAGGGUGAACUUCAAGGGAAAGCAUUUAAGUGAAGAAAUUGAGGAGAGAGGGCAGUUGAGGAUUUUAGAUUCUUCUGGGAAGAAGAAAGGGGUAUAUGCGAAGGAGGGGAGGGAUAAAAAUGGGAAGUUAGAGAAGGGUGUGGCGACAUCCAAGAAGAGAACUUUAUUUGAGAAAGGUGAGAAGAAAGUGAAACAUGGUCCUGUUGAAGGGAACACUGACCAUCGUACAAUGUGGGUUCCUGGUAAGUUAAGGAAUGUUGGUUCCAAGGUGAAGCGUUUGACUCACACGAUGAAGGAAAGGAAGCAAAAUGUCGUUUUGGCUACUGCUAAACCGAAAGUCAGGGGAAAGGAGGAGGGUAAAAUGGGAUUUUUUGGGGAAGAUGAUCUACGAAAUGGUUUGGUGAAGAGAAGUAGAGAGAAGAAAUCUGAAUUGGGCAAAAGAAAAAGUAAUGACGUUGUGUCUCCUUCAAGUUUUGUCCAUAAAAAAGCCAGAGAUAAAAUGGGAUUGGACCAUGAUGAUGCUGAGACACUAGAUGAGCGCCCAAAGAAGAAGAAAAGGGUGAUAAAACUUGAUCCUUAUGAUAUCUCAAACAAGAGGCUAGAUGAUGGCAUUGGGGUUAAUGGAGGUGAAGAGGAGAAGGAAAAGGAGAAAGAGCCUGAGAAAGAACCUAAAAUGUCCAAGAAUGCCCAGUUUCGUGGAAUUCAGCCCAGCCCUUCAAUACUUUCCUUUGUGGAAAAAAAUCUUUUGGGUAGGAGGCGCACCAUUGACCUAAGAAGGGCAGGUUACAAUAUAGAUCUUUCUGCACCGUUAGAUAAUAUUCCCUUCUCUAGCAGUUCAGAACGAGAGAAAAUAGAAGAAAAUGUAUUUAGGAAUAAAUUGGAAUUUUUUGCUUCGGCAAAGGUCUCAUCAUCAUUUCCACCUCCUAGUCUUCCAGAGAUUGCAUUUGCUGGUAGGUCAAAUGUCGGGAAGUCAUCACUUCUUAAUGCCCUCACUAGACAGUGGGGAGUUGUGCGGACAUCAGAGAAGCCUGGCCUUACUCAGACAAUUAACUUCUUCAAGAUGGGAACAAAACUCUGCUUAGUUGAUUUGCCAGGAUACGGAUUUGCUUAUGCAAAAGAAGAAGUGAAAGAAUCUUGGGAGGAGCUUGUGAAGGAGUAUGUUUCCACAAGAGCUGGCCUCAAACGAGUAUGCCUUCUGAUUGAUACAAAGUGGGGUAUGAAGCCAAGAGAUCAUGAACUAAUUGAAUUAAUGGAAAGAUCAAAAACUAAAUAUCAGAUUGUAUUAACCAAGACAGAUGUGGUCUUUCCAAUUGACGUGGCUCGACGAGCCAUGCAAAUUGAAGAUAGUCUGUUGCAGAACAAGUCUGUUGUUAAGCCUCUGAUGAUGGUAAGCUCAAAAUCUGGAGCAGGAAUCCGAAGCUUGAGAACUGCUCUUGCCAACAUUACUCGAUUUGCCAAAAGAUUGUAAUAAGAUGUGUUACAUAUUCAAGACAGCACAUAUGCAUGGUGAGCUGAACUCGUUUGUUUGAAGUUCAAACUUCAUUUUCCACAGGACAGGCCAAACCUAUUUUAUUUUUGGCUCUCACUGUCUAAUUUUCAGUGGCAUUGCAAGAAAUUUUUGUGACUCUUUUUAGGUUCCCUUUUGUUUAGAAAUCAUUAUUUUAUAUGGUCAAAAAGAAUGAGUGUAUGCAUGUCAGGUAACCACUUAGUUUUCAAAGGAUAUCUAUUCCCUCAGCCGCCCCACACUUGAUUUAAAGGUUAUUUUCAUUUAUUAUUUUCCAUGAGGGGAUGAAUGCCACUAUCUUGUGUACAAGUUUAAAUAAUACAUUGAAAUUUAAUGCU
Messenger RNA from Vigna angularis (adzuki bean), 2317 nucleotides. RefSeq lists its product as uncharacterized. The coding region runs from base 318 to 1943 and encodes 541 amino acids. NCBI's taxonomy places the organism in Eukaryota, Viridiplantae, Streptophyta, Magnoliopsida, Fabales, Fabaceae. Gene Ontology annotation, molecular function: GTP binding. The record is from RefSeq and is a predicted model, not a curated record. The transcript has 11 exons.